Triticum turgidum subsp. durum (durum wheat) is the source of this 906-nucleotide messenger RNA. The record is from the annotation of a GenBank genome assembly. NCBI's taxonomy places the organism in Eukaryota, Viridiplantae, Streptophyta, Magnoliopsida, Poales, Poaceae.
AUGGCCGAUAAAGAUCAUUAUCUAGAAGACCUAUUCUGUGAGAAAAAGAUGGAGCUUUCAUUGUUGCAGGACAUAACAAAUAAUUUCUCCCAAGAAUCGGAGAUUGGUAGGGGUGGAUGUGGAAUUGUUUACAAGGUGCUCGUGUGGGGUCCUCGGCUGGAUCAUCUGGAUGCGUCUGAGAAGAGCACGGCAUUGGAGCAAGUGAAGGAAUGCAUCAAAAUAUCAGCAGACUGCACACAACAUGAAGCAGCGAGCAGACCUGCCACACAGUACAUCCUCGCUAGGCUUACGACUCCGGGAAAUUCGCACUGUUCUGCCGCAGGUGGCAUAAACACAUCCACAGUGCCAGCACAAAUGACUCCGGCGCGGGUAGACACAACGACCGGCGUAACCAGCUACAGGAUGCUUUCAGCAAGAGAAUUACAGAUUGCAAACAACAGGCCCGGGCACUGGAGUUGGAGUUCCCACCCACUCCCAUAUUCCAGCAGGAAUGAAGAAUUUGCGGAGCUGAUAAGUGUCUACUGCCUCGCGGUCACCGGAGAGGUCCAGCCAAAGGACCUCUCCGCCGGCAGAAGCUACACGGUUUACCUCGUGUACAAGCUGGCGAUCAUCAACGCUGGACUGGAUGCGGAAGGAUCGGUGCAGACGUCGUCACUCAGGCUCUACGGCAACAGGGUCUACCCCAUGGGCAAGGUUAGCCUCCACCCCGAAGCGCCCAGAACGGCCGACCACGUCAACCACCCUGUCUCGAGGGGCGAUGGCUGGUUGGAGCUUAGGCUGGCAGACUUCGCAAACGAUGGCGAGAUGCUGACAGAACAGGGGGUCAUCGUGGAUCUCCGCGAGGAGAACCUCAGCGUCGAGAAGCGCGGGAUCAUCGUGAAGGGCAUGGAGUUCAGGAGCAACUAG